Messenger RNA from Cygnus atratus (black swan), 4180 nucleotides. It is a transcript of the gene DKK2, whose product is annotated as dickkopf WNT signaling pathway inhibitor 2. The record is from RefSeq and is a predicted model, not a curated record. NCBI's taxonomy places the organism in Eukaryota, Metazoa, Chordata, Aves, Anseriformes, Anatidae. Bases 1036 to 1884 code for a protein of 282 amino acids. The transcript has 10 exons. Gene Ontology annotation, molecular function: co-receptor binding; receptor antagonist activity. Gene Ontology annotation, biological process: negative regulation of canonical Wnt signaling pathway; multicellular organism development. Gene Ontology annotation, cellular component: extracellular region.
GUGGAUAGCAGAAGAGCUAUUCUAUGUGUGGCAGUUAUGUCAUACCUCUUAGUCGUUAUCUCUGUCAUGAGUGUUUCUCAGGAAGAUCUUACCUUUGAGAAGAGCUCGCUGAUAUCUGCUUGUAGAAAAAGUGCGAACCUUCAAACUACAGGAGAAUACAGUCAAGCCUGCUUCAUGUCCCUUACAGACUGCUUGCAUUCUGAAGACAUGAAAAUUGAAAACAUUUCACAGAAUCACAGAAUGGGCAAGAUUGGAAGGGACCUCUGAAAUCAUCCAGUCCAACUCCCUGCCUUGCAGGAUCACCUAGAUCACAUUGCACUGGAUGGCAUCCGGGCGGGUUUUGAAUAUCGCCAGAGAAGGAGACUCCACAACCUCUCUGGGCAAACUGUUCCACUGCUCUGUCACCCAGUUCAUCUCUUUUUCCUGCAUUCUGUGAAGUGAAAGUAUAUUUCUUAGAUUUUUUUUUUUAAUGUAUGUGCUCAUUUGGAAAAAGCUAUUGAUGCUAAUGAGUAUUUCUUCCAGAAAUGGGAAGGCUGAAAAAUCUUUUGGUGAAGGAGAUUCAAGAUGAACAACAACCUUCUAAAACAGGAAUGAAUUUGAUUGUGUCUUUUUUUAAAGCCUGCUACCAGUGAUAUCCUAGAAAUAAUUAGAGAAGAAUAUUCCUGGUUGUAGAUCUUGAAGACAAAACAAAAGGCUGAUACUAUAAACUGUUUGUCCAAUUAAAAUACCUGUGACAAGAAGGGAAAGAAUGAAUUUUAUCCAUGGGCAGGGGACUGAAGAAAUGUGUGUAUGAUUGCUCUACCCUCAGAAGAGGAUCUGAGGUGAAAAUGAGAGCCCAUGAAGAAUUAAACUUGCUCAAGAGAGUGGAAGAACAUGUUAACAAGGAAAGAUAAAAACUGAGCAUGGAAAGUUUGGCCAAAUAAUUUCCAAGACGGACCAUGAUGACUUUGUAUUUUUUAUGUGCAAAUUACAAAGAGGGCAAAAACUCCGACUUGAAAAAAGAUGCUAUAACUGGGAAUAGUGGAUUGAAAAGUGAUGAAAAAAUUUCAGACAGAACAUCUGGGAAAAAAAGAUGUCCUAAAGGAAAAGAAAAUAACGCCUGGGAACAAAGUGAUCAGUGAUGCCGCGGUCCUGAUCGUGGAGAGCUCCCAGCUAGACAGCUCCAGCGCCAAGGUGAACUCCAUCAAGUCCACCCUGAUGGGGGAGGCUCCAACUCAGGCAACCAACAGAUCCGCAGGCAUCCACCAGGGACUGACGCUUGCUAGCAGUAAGAAGGGCAAAAUGCUAGAGCAGAUGAGAAAACCUCCCAAACACUAUCACCGGCAAGGAGAGGCCUAUCCUUGCACCAACGAUAAGGAAUGUGAAGUUGGGCGGUACUGUCACAGUCCUCAUCAAGCAACAUCUGCAUGCGUGAUAUGCCGGAGGAAGAAGAAGCGUUGCCACAGAGAUGGAAUGUGCUGCCCUGGGAAUCGCUGCAACAAUGGUAUUUGCGUACCUGUAACUGAAAGCAUCCUUACGCCUCACAUCCCUGCUCUAGAUGGGUCCCGCAACAAGAAGAAUGGUCAUUAUGCUAGCAAGGAUUUGGGAUGGCAAAACUUAGGGAGGCCACAGUCCAAGCUGUCACACAUAAAAGGACAUGAAGGCGAUCCCUGCCUACGGUCAUCAGACUGUAUUGAGGGACACUGCUGUGCUCGCCAUUUCUGGACCAAAAUUUGCAAGCCUGUGUUGCAUCAGGGGGAGGUGUGCACCAAACAGCGCAAGAAAGGCUCCCAUGGACUGGAGAUUUUCCAACGAUGUGACUGUGCCAAGGGGCUGUCUUGCAAAGUAUGGAAAGACGCGACCUCCUCUUCUAAAUCACGACUUCACGUAUGUCAGAAAAUCUGAGUGAGGACUGGGAAGAUAGCAUUAAGUGACUGUGGUUUUAUGUAUUUAAUGCGUUACAGCAUGGUGGGAAACAAGGACUGCACGUGAAAGAGGAGUGGCUUAAGCAACAGUUAGGAUAGGAGUAGAAAGAAGUCACAAAUGCAUUUCUUUUGAGCUGGUGGUAAACACAAGAGCAGCUGGAGAUUUCCCAGUGUGCAGUUCUUCUGUAAAUAACUCCUACAGGUUGUGGGAAAUGCUAGUAUGCAAACAAGUACGGUGGAAAUUAAUGCCACUUACCUUGCUGUGUUGUCCCAUGAUGUUCUGGGGUUCAGUAUAUGGACUACAGUGGUUUUCCAGCAUCACAGUGCCUGCUAAAUAGAUUGUAUACAUUGUACAUAUAGGAAGCAGUGCAUUCCAGGAAGGCUUGUCUGUCAACACAUUAUUGGUCACUAAAAUACACAUUGCAGGUGUGAGAGAGGGAAAUACAGUUACUUGAAUGUCCAUACACUCUCGUCAUUCAGGGCUGACACUUCAGCAAAGCGCUCCUGCAGGACAAGAGUGCUACAAGAGUGCUAAAUUUUGCAGGCCCUUGCGAAAGAGGUGAAAACUUGCCAUCUUGCGAUUCCAAGACAGCAGCAAUUUCUCUAAUCAGAGGCCUUUAAACAGGGUUUUAUUUCGUAUAUUUAGGUAAACUGAAAUGCUUUAUGUAGUUCAAUGUCAUAGUAUGGUACUUAAUCGCUUGUAUUUGUCUCGGUUUACUGCUAGUAUACAUUGGACUGAACAGAUGAAGCAAAUACGUGCAUGCUGAAUCCAGAAUUAUAUACAGGCAGUUGCUCGUUAGUCCUAAAUAUACUUUCUUUGCCUAAACAUACUUGCAUUAUAGACAUUUCCAAAGAGACAGCAGAGUGUUGAAGUACAUAACAUUAAGAGCUAUAAAAUUGUGCCGCUGUUGUAACAGACAAUAUAGGCACUUGUUGGGGGAUUUAGCCCAUAGUGCUAUAAACUCAAAGUUUUACAUUUUAAUAGUAGCAGUGGGCUACAGUUUGCUAUUAGUGCUCAAUCUGGUUGCACUCUGCAGAAGCAUAAAUGGAUUUGUUUCUUAGAGGUAGAAAAUUAAAAAGAGUUGGCUCUUGUGAGCACCUUCUCUCCGGCAGAAAAGGCUGUAAGAAGAUGGUAUGACCACAAUGACUUGUUAAGCAUCAUGGGAUGUUGCAGCACACCAGUCUCAUGUGUAUCCAACCUGAACUUGAUCUUUUCUCAGUCUGGACUGUUCUGCCAGGAGUGAUGGAAGUACAUGGACUGUGGAAACAGCUAACAACUCUACAUUGUUGGUGUACUGGUUAAAAAAGGACAGUCUACAUCGUUUGAUUUCUAUCACAGGUCUUUUCAAACAUUUUUUUUAUUUUUAAUUUUACUUAUUUGCAAGUAUUCCUUUGUAUAGACAUUGGUAAAGAGACUAAUUUUUUUAAAAAGUCCAGUUCUAUAACUGACCUAAUGCUAAACUGUAAUUAGCUGUUUAAAAUUACCCACUGUCAUGUUUUAUAACACAAGAGAUCUUUCUGUUUAAUCAGUUCUGAAAGCAAGGACACCAGUAUGUAGUUUUAAGACCAUGUCACCCAUACUUUAGACACCUUUUUCCACUGACAUGUCUCUAUCAGUGGUUGUUUUAAAGCUAUAGCUUUUAUACACCCCGACUCAGAUUUCCUAAUUAGAACACAGACCUCAGCUAUGUUACCUUUAUCUUUCAUAAGAGUAUAAAUAAGAGUAGUUCACAAGCCUCUUUCCCUACUGGAGUUAGUUUUUAUUGGCCUAGAGGGACUGCUCUGAGACAGUUUCUUCUGUUUUUAAUAGUCUCAGUCAGACUUUAAUCUCACAGUCCUACCCAUUUAACUCUGUUUAUUUCAGAGGAGUUUUUCUCGUAGGAAUAAGGCUUAGAAAUAGCAUCAUUUCAAAUAUUCAAAAAAUACAGGAACCAAUUCUGCAAGUGUUGUUUACACUGACAGCACAUCCUCAGCAGAGGAGCUCUACUGCCUUCAUUGUGAUGACAUGUAAAAGAAAAUGUAACCAGCUUGAGCAGGGGGGGGUUGCAGAAAUGGGCUCUCAGCAAUUUUCCUCUCUUCUCAUCAUUGGCCUAGCCCCCUCCCUUUUCCUCUUACAUACCGUAGUUAUUUCGGAUAAUUUAUUUACAGGAAAUGUUUAAUGAGAUGUAUUUUCUUAUAGAGAUAUUUCUUACAAAAAGCUUUGUAGCAGAAUAUAUUUGCAGCCUGUUGACUUUAAUGUAGAAAAAUGUAUAAUAAGAUUAAAUAUAUUAAAUGUC